Molecule: messenger RNA, 1926 nt
Organism: Heterostelium album PN500
Lineage: Eukaryota; Evosea; Eumycetozoa; Acytosteliales; Acytosteliaceae
Product: myb domain-containing protein
Exons: 1
Coding region: 1-1926 (641 amino acids)
Biological process (GO): regulation of translational fidelity; 'de novo' cotranslational protein folding
Cellular component (GO): cytosol
Molecular function (GO): ribosome binding; Hsp70 protein binding
Source: RefSeq, a predicted model, not a curated record
AUGGAUUUAGUUGUAUCAGUUGGAUCACCUUCUACUGAAUAUUGGAAGGAAGGAGAUCAAGUUCGAGAGUUCUACUAUAGCAGUCUAGGUGGUUGGCCAUGUAUCAGAUCGGUAGAUCCAGUCGGUAAGGGUUUCGAAUUCGUAUGGAAGAAACUGCAGCGUAAGGAACACGAUACCGGUGUCUAUGAAGAUAUCAACCAAGCCGACGACGAUGAAGACGAAGAGGACAACGUCUCAGAUGAGCACUUCAAUGCGCUGAAGGAAAAGUACAAGAACAAAUCAAAAGACUGGCUCAAGGACAUUGAUCACUACGAAAUCAUGGGUCUUGGUCAUCUGCGCUGGCGUGCCACCGAGAACGACAUCAAGGUUGCCUACAAAAAGAUGAUUUUAAUUUGUCAUCCCGAUAAGAACGAAGGUGGAAGUGACGAAGCUUUCAAGACUCUCCAAAAGGCCUACGAUGUCUUGGGUGAUCCAAAGAAGAGAAGAACCUACGACUCAAAGGAACCGUUCGACGACACAUUGCCAUCAUCGUACGAGGCGGACCGUGGUGAUUUCUUCAAGGUGUUCGAACCAGUGUUUGAGAUGAACUCGCGUUGGUCUAGCAUCCAGCCAGCUCCAAAGAUUGGAAACAUGGAGACACCAUACGAGAAGGUCUUGAAGUUCUACGACUUUUGGUGGGGUUUCAAGUCGUGGCGUGACUUUUCGUUUGACGAUGACUACGAUUUGGAGCAAGCAGAGUCACGUGAUGAGAAGCGUUGGAUGGAGAAACAAAACGAAAAGAAGCGUUCCAAGUUGAGAAAGGACGAGUCUUCGCGUAUCUUGGAGCUUGCCAACAUGGCCUACAAGAGAGAUCCACGUAUUCUAAAGAAACAACGUGACGAAGAGCAAGCCAGACAACAAGCCAAGCAAGCCAAGAUCGACGCCAAGCUCAAGGCACAAGAGGAGAAAGAGAGAGCGGAACUCGAAGAGAAACAACGUCGUGAAGCAGAGGAGAAGCGUUUGAAGGAAGAGGAACUCGAAAAGAAGAACAAAAAGAAAGAGGAAACAAAGAUUAUCAACCGUGCCAAGAAUGGAUUCCGUAAGCUUUGCUACGGUCCACCAGAACCACUCUACAUGCCAUCGCCACCAACCAUCGAGGAAGUCGAGUUCAUCUGCGGUGAACUCUCACAUUUGGAAUUGGUUGAAUACACUCAAGAGUUGAGUGCAAUGGCCGCUGAAACCGAGAAGAAGAGGCAAUCGUUCAAAUCGAAAUUCGAAGCUCUCCAAAGCGACAAGAAAGAACGUGAGAGAAUCGCCAACGACAGCAAGAAAGCCAAACAAGAGGAGAUUCAAAACGAUAGGCUGUGGACUGACGAUGAGUUGUCACAGUUGGCCAAAGCCAUUCAAAAGUUCCCAGCCGGUUGCCAAAACAGAUGGGAGAGUAUCGCCACUAUGGUUCCAACACGUUCUCUCAAGGAGGUCAUCAACAAAGCAAAGGAGGCGCAACCCACCAAGGCAUUUGCCAAGCCAGCCGUUCAAACUACAUCGGCCUACGAGAAGUUCAAAUCAAAGGUUGGUGAGAAACCAAUUGCUUCGGAUCUAACUUCGAGACAAGAGAUCGAUCCAACUGCGCCAGCUGCCGUUGCACUCAAGGUUGCCAAAGAAGCUGCACCAUCAAAGGAAUCAUCUACAACAACAACAACAUCAACAACAGCAACAUCAACACCAGCUGCACCAUCAAAGGAAUCAUCCACACCCAAAGAAGAUAAGAAGAAGGAAGAGCAAUGGAGUGUCGAUGAGCAAAAACUACUUGAAGAAGGUUUACAAAAGUUUGACAAAUCACUUGGUGAUCGUUGGGAUCAGAUCGCAAAGAAUGUUGGAACUAAAUCAAAGAAAGAGUGUGUUGCUCGUUACAAAUAUUUAGUUGCUCUCUACAAAUCAAAAUAA